AGGCUGCCGUAGCCCGGAAGGGCGCUCCCCGGCGGCCGCAGAGGCGCGCCGCCUGCUCCGGCAGUUUCACUUUCGGUUUCGCCCGGGCUUCGGCGGAGGCCCGAGCUGCGCGCCACCUGGAGCGGGGGUUUGGGUCCCGGCCGCCAGAUUUCUGAUCAGGAUUGUUAAAAUGAGUCUACGGAAGCAAACCCCCAGUGACUUCUUAAAGCAAAUCAUCGGGCGACCAGUUGUGGUAAAAUUGAAUUCUGGAGUGGAUUAUCGAGGGGUCCUGGCUUGCCUGGAUGGCUACAUGAAUAUAGCCUUGGAGCAGACGGAAGAAUAUGUAAAUGGACAGCUGAAGAAUAAGUAUGGUGAUGCAUUUAUCCGUGGAAACAAUGUAUUGUAUAUAAGUACACAGAAGAGAAGGAUGUGAAGAUGCCAAGAGGACAAUCCUUUUCACACUUGGAUAUAUUUUUUGUAUGAGGGUUUUUGCUUUGUUUUGUUUUAUUUUGUUUUGUUUUUUUGUAUGAGGGUUUUUGCUUUGUUUUGUUUUAUUUGUUUUGUUUUCUUUUGUGACUUGUCCUGUUUCAUAAUAGUUGGCAAUUUUUCACUGACAUGCGAGUGAGCGAAGGGCACAAAAUUGUGGAUGUAGUGUAAAGAGCUCCUCCAUAUUUAAGUUCCAGGCAUCUUCUUUUCCCUCUGUGUCAGUGUGCAGAACACAAAUGAAUAAAAAAAGAAAAUCCA
This is a messenger RNA of Nyctereutes procyonoides (raccoon dog), 723 nucleotides long. It is a transcript of the gene LSM6, whose product is annotated as LSM6 homolog, U6 small nuclear RNA and mRNA degradation associated. The transcript has 4 exons. Gene Ontology annotation, cellular component: P-body; sno(s)RNA-containing ribonucleoprotein complex; U4/U6 x U5 tri-snRNP complex. The record is from RefSeq and is a predicted model, not a curated record. Lineage: Eukaryota; Metazoa; Chordata; Mammalia; Carnivora; Canidae. Bases 170 to 412 code for a protein of 80 amino acids. Gene Ontology annotation, molecular function: RNA binding. Gene Ontology annotation, biological process: maturation of SSU-rRNA; mRNA splicing, via spliceosome.